This is a messenger RNA of Staurois parvus, 426 nucleotides long. The record is from the annotation of a GenBank genome assembly. Lineage: Eukaryota; Metazoa; Chordata; Amphibia; Anura; Ranidae.
AGAGCCGAAGAUGUUGGCUCGGUCAUGUGAUCAACUGUGUCCAAUCACAGCUGAUCACAUGGGACAUGUACACAGAUCAUCAGAGCACUGAUGAUCAGUCUGUCCUGAUAAUCUGUGUAGCCCCAGCAGCGCCACCUAUCAGUGUCCAUCAGUGCCAGCUCUCAGUGCUAAUCCAUGCCACCUGCCAGUGCCCAUCAGUGCCACAUUUUAGUGCCAAUCAGUGCUACAUCAAUGCUACAUAUCAGUGCCCAUCUGAGCUGCCUUUCAGUGUCACCCAUCAGUGCCAGUCAGUGCCACAUAUUAAUGCCAGUCAGUGCCACCUAUCAGUGCUGCCAAUCAGUGCCACCUACCAGUGCCAGUCAGUGCCUCCUAUCAGUGCCCGUCAGUGCCGCCUAACAGUGCCAGUCAGUGCCACCUAACAGUGCC